This is a messenger RNA of Tachysurus fulvidraco (yellow catfish), 1208 nucleotides long. RefSeq names its product ribonuclease inhibitor-like. The transcript has 2 exons. The record is from RefSeq and is a predicted model, not a curated record. Lineage: Eukaryota; Metazoa; Chordata; Actinopteri; Siluriformes; Bagridae. Gene Ontology annotation, molecular function: protein binding. The coding region runs from base 789 to 1208 and encodes 139 amino acids.
GUGUUUGUUUUGGUGAUUUUAUAUGUCAACAUUGGCUUUCAAAAAUUGGAGACCCUGCCUUUAAGCAACACAUCCUAAAUCUGAAUGAAUGAAAGUCUUAUUAAAUACUUACAGAUGGUCUCCUGAGGGAUCUCCUCCUAGACCUGGACUAAAGUAUCUGCCAACUCCUGGACAGUCUCUCUCUCUCUCUCUCUCUCUCUCUCUCUCUCUCUCUCUCUCUCUCUCUCUCUUGUCACCCAGUAUUUCAACAGUUUUUGUUUUUGUGAGUUUAUUAUUGACCAUUUAAUAAUUAAAAAAGACAGAGGUCUGGAUCUCUGUGUCCUCAUAACUUACUACGGCCGUAAAUAGGACAUCAAAUGAGUAAAACGUACACAGACUAUUUAAACCCCAUUUGUGAAAGUUUCAAGUAGAUAAAUAUUGUGACAGCGAAUACUGAAUAUAUAUAUAUAUAUAUAUAUAAUGGUCAUGGUUUUAGAUUUACAGAAUAACACGUCUGCACAGGAGUUCACCAAGAUAUAUAUACGAUUAAAGUAUAUAAUGUGAAAGUUGAGAGAAUUAAAGAAACCAAGCAUGUUACUGGCUUCAGUAUACGUGACAGAGAAUUACACACGACUGAACUCUAUUGGUCGUGUUUUCAGAGCUAGAGAAUGUGAUGUGGUGAGAAAUCGCAGGAUCCUUUUCUCUAUGAUGUGCAUUCUUACUUGUCACAUCUGUACACAGAUGUUCAUGUUAUAUUUUUAUCCUGACAUUAGAACCUUGUGUUCAGGUGGACACUUUAUUUCUCACUGAUGGAAACACCUCAAUUCACUAUCAGAGAAAUAAAUCAAACACUUCAUCAUUUCUCUUCCAGUCUGUGGAUGUGUGAGCUGACAGAGGAAAGCUGUAGAGUUCUGUCCUCAGUUCUCAGCUCAAACUCCUGCAGUCUGAGAGAUCUGAACCUGGGUUACAAUAAACUACUGCAGGAUUCAGGAGUGAAGCUGCUCUGUGAUGGACUGAAGGAUCCACACUGUAGACUGGAGAUACUGAGGAUGGAGGGCUGCAGUAUUAGAGAUGAAGGUUGUGCUGCUUUGGCUUCAGCUCUGAGGUCAAACUUCUCAUCACACCUGAGAGAACUGGAUCUGCUCAAUAAUAAUCCAGGAGAUUCAGGAGUGAAGCUGCUCUCUGAUCUACUGAAGGAUCCACACUGUAAACUGAAGGGACUACUGUGA